AUGGUGGAGGGGAGGGGGAAGAGAAGUUGUCCAUGUCGGCAGAGCGCACCAGCCUCUCCACGCAGAGCAACGCAAAGGGGAAUCUUCCGGUUUUGCAGACGUCUGCAGUUAAACGGAGACAGGAGCCAGCUGUCCUAGAUCACAUUUUAUCCAAUAAAGGCAUCGCCAGGCCCGGAUGUGUCGAUGAAUUUCUUCGGGAAACUACAAACCUUCCUGCUGCUGGUGCUCCUCGCAGCGCAAGGCUGCAUCUCAUCCAAGGCAGAGGACAGAUUAUUCCGAAGGUUGUUCCGAAGAUACAACCAGUUUAUCCGACCUGUGGAGAAUGUAUCCGAUCCAGUUACUGUGGAGUUUGAGGUGUCCAUAUCGCAGCUUGUUAAAGUGGAUGAAGUGAAUCAAAUUAUGGAAACCAACCUGUGGCUGAGACAUGUUUGGAAUGACUACAAACUGAGAUGGACCCCUGUAGAAUAUGAUGGUAUUGAGUACAUACGAGUUCCAUCCAACAAGAUUUGGAGACCGGAUAUUGUCUUAUACAACAAUGCUGUAGGAGACUUUCUUGUAGAAGACAAGACCAAAGCCCUGCUGAAGUUUGAUGGUACCAUCACUUGGGUCCCCCCAGCUAUAUUCAAAUCCUCCUGCCCAAUGGACAUCACUUACUUCCCCUUUGACUACCAAAACUGCUCUAUGAAGUUUGGAUCCUGGACGUAUGACAAAGCAAAGAUUGACUUGGUGCUCAUUGGCUCAAAGGUGAACCUGAAAGACUUCUGGGAAAGUGGGGAGUGGGAAAUCAUCGAUGCACCUGGAUACAAGCACGACAUAAAGUAUAACUGCUGUGAGGAAAUCUACCCAGACAUCACCUACUCCUUUUACAUCCGCCGCCUGCCUCUCUUCUACACCAUAAACCUCAUCAUCCCCUGCCUUCUCAUCUCCUUCCUCACCGUGCUGGUCUUCUAUCUGCCAUCGGACUGUGGGGAGAAGGUCACCCUGUGCAUCUCGGUCCUGCUUUCCCUCACCGUCUUCCUGCUGGUCAUCACUGAAACCAUCCCCUCAACGUCGCUCGUCAUCCCGCUGAUUGGAGAGUAUCUUCUCUUUACCAUGAUUUUUGUGACUCUGAGCAUCGUCAUCACCGUCUUCGUGCUGAACGUCCACUACCGUACUCCAAUGACUCACACCAUGCCGGAGUGGGUGAGGAUGGUGUUCCUCGGGGUGCUGCCCAGGGUUAUGCUGAUGAGACGGCCUAUUGACCAGGGCUGCUCUGCACCUGCCAGAAUCACAGGGGUGACAGGAGGAGGUGUCACCAGUGGAGGUCUUAAGAAGAGAAAGACCAGCGUAGGUGGAGGAAGCAGCUCAGGAAGUGUAAGUGUUGGCGGUAUAACUGGAGGCGUAGCAUGCCCUCCGCUGGAUAGUGGCUCAGCAGGUGGAGGAACCUCCUCAGCUGGGGGCUCCAUGAACUGUGUGGAAUACGGCGAGAUAAACCGAGACCUUCACAGAGACAUGACCAGGAGGUGUCCCUACAGGGGCAAGGAGGUACCGACUCCUGUUCCACCGCCAAUGGUUCCCCCGCCUCCCCCCGCCGCACCCCCGACUCAGGGCCCCCCAGAGUCUGAGCUUCCGAAGGUGCCGAGGCCUCUGAACGCCUCGUCGCCAGUCAGCGCUGUUGUUGCCUUUUCUGUGGUGUCGCCAGAGAUCAAGCAGGCCAUUGAGAGCGUGAAAUACAUAGCAGAAAACAUGAGGACACGGAACAAAGCCAAGGAGGUGGAGGAUGACUGGAAGUACGUUGCCAUGGUCAUCGACAGGAUUUUCCUGUGGGUUUUUGUGACUGUGUGUGUGUUGGGAACUCUGGGUCUCUUCCUCCAGCCACUUAUAAGCUUCUUCAAAUGAGAAACUUGUCUUGGCCCCUUUUUUCCCCGCCUUUCUUGUCUACUCCCGUUUCUUUGAACCUUACUUAAGUUACGCCUGGAAAUAACCUGCUUAAGCAGCGUCAAAUCAAGCACAAGAUUACUGUUGUCUCCUGUUGUUAGGCUUCUGUCACCGUCACUCCUCUCUCUGUGUCUUACUCGCCUCUGGGGCGCCAUCAUCUGCCAUCGCUUCUAGCUCUCAGCUGUAGAUUUCCUUAAAUUACUUAAACACAUCUCCUUAUUCCUCAUCUCUUUUGCCCUUUCAGCUUUUAAUUCAUUGCUAGAGACAUGCUAUUAUCUUGUCUUCAUCCUUGGAUCAAACAUUUUCCAUAACCUGAUUAUCUUGUCGUCUCCCCUCUGUUUAUUUUUCACCUCGCCAUCGCUGUGCUUUGAGCUCCCACUGGUGACAUCUUUUCACUGUUAUCUUCUGUUAAUCUUUGGGACUGCAGUUUAGAUGUCAGUUUCCAAGAAGGUCUUGGAAACAUUUUUCACUAAAAGAAAAGAGAACACGUGAAUAAUUUUGCAGUAGCACUUUGUCAUUGAAAGCCAGUGCAAUAAUGACACUGUUGUUAGAAACUAUAGCACAAUAGGCUCUUUUCUGUGUAUGACAAUUGCACAGAUGUUUUCUGGUAGAAGAUAAUGUUCUUUUUGUCUAAAAUGUUUAGUUGCCAGUGUUUACGGUUUCCUCGUAGAAGAAAAAAAAAUAGCAUGCUGACCUUUCACCAAUAAUGAUGGCAUCUUUUCCAGGAUAUAUAUCUGCACAACAGGGGUUUGCAAUGUAUUAAGGCACUUUUAACCACACAAUGUACAACUGAACCUGUAAAACCUGACUUGAAACAAUAAAACAGUCUAAUUAAAUUAA
This is a messenger RNA of Fundulus heteroclitus (mummichog), 2757 nucleotides long. RefSeq names its product neuronal acetylcholine receptor subunit alpha-3. Gene Ontology annotation, biological process: nervous system process; monoatomic ion transmembrane transport; regulation of membrane potential. The transcript is spliced from 7 exons. The record is from RefSeq and is a predicted model, not a curated record. NCBI's taxonomy places the organism in Eukaryota, Metazoa, Chordata, Actinopteri, Cyprinodontiformes, Fundulidae. Bases 184 to 1878 code for a protein of 564 amino acids. Gene Ontology annotation, cellular component: synapse; neuron projection; postsynaptic membrane. Gene Ontology annotation, molecular function: transmembrane signaling receptor activity; acetylcholine-gated monoatomic cation-selective channel activity.